Messenger RNA from Macadamia integrifolia, 1590 nucleotides. RefSeq names its product putative transcription factor bHLH107. NCBI's taxonomy places the organism in Eukaryota, Viridiplantae, Streptophyta, Magnoliopsida, Proteales, Proteaceae. Gene Ontology annotation, molecular function: DNA-binding transcription factor activity; protein dimerization activity. The record is from RefSeq and is a predicted model, not a curated record. The coding region runs from base 510 to 1340 and encodes 276 amino acids. The transcript is spliced from 2 exons. Gene Ontology annotation, biological process: regulation of DNA-templated transcription.
CACUAUCGAUUAGUGGUUUUCCCUGGUUUACAGCUUCUGUAGUGGUGCUUCUUCUCUGCUUUGCUGCUUCCCACUCUCCAUAAAAACAUCAUCUUUCCUACCAUUCUUCUCCCCUUCUAAAUCUCAAAUCUCUUCCUUUUGUAAAUUAUUUGAGGGGUGCAAGUUUUCUGCAAGUGGGUAUUUCGACGUCUCAUCGUUCAAGACUUGGAAAGCACCCAAAGUCAAGAUCGAAAUGCUGGAAUUUAAGACGAUAAAGAAGAAAAUGUGGGCAUUUUCCCAUUGAUUUUACUUCCCCAGUUCUUAUUGUGUUUCUUUUGUGCGUAAUGGAAAGUAUGAGAAGAAGCACAACAUGGAGAUUUAGUGGAGGUAUAGAAGAGGUCUUGCGUCGUCGAAGGUUGUUCUUUUGGCCUUCUCCUACCAAUCGUCCACCUGGUUCUUUGUUACUUCUUCUUUGGGUUUCUUAAGAUCUCUCUACUGGGUUGAUUGAUUAGCUUAAAAUUAAGAUCGAUAUGGCCUGGAUUAAUUCACGCGAUGCUUAUUCUACUGAUUUUCCAAGAUUCUUUGAUGGGUUCUCUCAGUCAUAUUCGCAGCAAUCUGGGAUGCGGACCGUGAUGGGUCGAGGUGGGUCUUCUUCGUUGGUUCUGGAUAGUGAGAAGGGGGAGCUCGUCAAGGCUCCAACGAGAUUGGGGCAGAAGACUAUUCCUGAAGCCAAAGCCCUUGCGGCCUUGAAAAGCCAUAGCGAGGCCGAAAGAAGGCGUAGGGAGAGGAUUAAUGCCCAUCUCGCUACUCUUCGGAAGCUUGUCCCCUGUUCAGAAAAGACGGACAAGGCAACAUUGCUAGCAGAGGUGAUUAGUAAUGUUAAGGAGUUGAAGAGAAAUGCAAUUGAAGCUAGUAAAGGUUUUGUGAUCCCAAUGGAUGUGGAUGAGGUGAGAGUUGAAGCUAAAUAUCAUGAGGAUGAUGGGUCAUCAUCAUCUUCAGGACACCACCCUUUUUGUAUCCAAGCAACUCUGUGUUGUGAUUAUCGUCCAGAGCUUCUCACUGAUCUGAGACAAACACUUGAGGCACUCCAUUUGAAGACUAUGAGUGCAGAGAUCUCAACCUUGGGAUGCAGAGUGAAGAAUGUCUUAGUAUUAAUGACUAGUAGCUCCAUAGAAGGGAGUACUGCUGAGAAUGCUGAAGUGAGAAACUUCCUUGCAACUUCUGUUCAUCAGGCUCUGAGGAAUGUCCUUGACAGGGCUUCCGGGGCCUCGCCGGAAUUGAUCUCACCACCAGGAAUUACUACACUUCCAAACAAGCGGCGAAGGCUUUCACAUAUUGAUUCUUUGACUUCAUGUUCAUGAGAGCUGAGCUGAGCUCUUGAUAGGAAGUAAAUAUAUGGUUCUGUUCAUCUUCUAUAUGUAGUUUUUAUGUCUAUAUGGAUUUGAUGAUAUGAGCUUUGAUACAUAUACCAGAUGUGUUCUCUGCUACAUAAAGCUUAUAAUAUGUAAAGGAAAAGCUUGCUUGCUUGUUGAUUGUGAACAUGGUGAACUUCCUCUGAUAAUAACAAAGAACUGGGAUGGUCUGUGGCUCUGUGCUCAGGCUUGGGCUCUA